Messenger RNA from Cryptomeria japonica (Japanese cedar), 819 nucleotides. RefSeq lists its product as uncharacterized. The transcript is spliced from 2 exons. Lineage: Eukaryota; Viridiplantae; Streptophyta; Pinopsida; Cupressales; Cupressaceae. Bases 16 to 639 code for a protein of 207 amino acids. The record is from RefSeq and is a predicted model, not a curated record. Gene Ontology annotation, molecular function: protein dimerization activity.
UUUCUGAAUUUGGAAAUGUUCAUUCCAUUGUUCAAGAUCUACAAAAGUGCAGAGGGGAGACUCUUCUCAUCACAACUAGCAAUUGAUAGGAGAGGAAAACAACAACCAGAUUUAUGGUGGGAGAAUUAUGGUGCCGGCACGCCUAAUCUUCAAAAGAUAGCUAUCCGUGUUUUGUCUCAGCCAUGCAGUGCUUCUGGGUGUGAACGAAAUUGGAGUGUCUUUGAAAGCAUUCACACAAAGAAGAGAAAUAGAUUGUCACAAAAGCGGCUCAAUGAUCUAGUAUUUGUUCGGUACAACCUUCGCCUUCGAGUUAGACAGGUGGAGGGUGUUUCACAUGAGGCCAUUGACUUGGAUGAAAUUGAUCCAUAUGGUGAUUGGACCAUGAAUGAACAAAAUGAUGGUGAUGAUGUCCUCCUUACCGAAGAAGAAAUUGCAGAAAUAGAGAGAGGAGCAGCACAAGAUGCAGAAGGAGCAAGAUUGGAUGAAGAUGAGGACGAAGAUGAGGAUGAUGAUGAGGACUAUGACUUUGAAGAAGACUCAUCUCACCAUUUAGAUACCACAACACCCACUGCUACUACUUCUAGCUCAAGGCCUGAAAAAUUGAGCUAUAUUAGGAAAAAUACAAAGAGGAAGAUGUAGUCUUCUCUUUGGUUUGUUCAUUCACAUUGCUGUUUUUCACAUUUGCAGUUGGACUUGGACAUAUCAUUAUAUGUAAUUUUGUGAACAUUUAUAUACUUAUGCUGCCAUUAUAGUAUUAUACAUUUUAGAGUUGAAACUUGAAACUUGAAUAUGCUGCCAUGAAUGAUGAAAUUUCAAAUA